Drosophila mauritiana is the source of this 649-nucleotide messenger RNA. RefSeq lists its product as uncharacterized. The coding region runs from base 123 to 629 and encodes 168 amino acids. NCBI's taxonomy places the organism in Eukaryota, Metazoa, Arthropoda, Insecta, Diptera, Drosophilidae. The transcript is spliced from 3 exons. The record is from RefSeq and is a predicted model, not a curated record.
GCCCAUAAACGGAAAAUGGAGAGUGGACCGUAAAAAGGUUUGGCCCUCGUGCUGGAAGUCAGGCCUAAAGUCCGUUCGGUUUAUGGCCAAUUAGAGAGCGCCUCAUUUGCAUCGGUCUUGGCAUGGCCAAAUGCGAAUGUCUCCUCGCUGCGGGCCUGGUUCCAUUGAUGCUGGCCAGCUCCAUCGUGGCCACUUGGACUUGGAGGUGUUUGUACAAAGAAUUUCCAGUGGACGUUGAAAAGAUCAAGGGCGGCUGGUAUGUUUAUGGGACUAGUCCAGGGAAAAUUAAGGUCUGCUUCUUUGAAGAGCUGGAUCUCUAUUGGACCAGGAUCACCCAAACGGACUUUACAAAUUAUGCCGUCGAGCUGCACUGUUCCUUGCCCUGGAUGCGUCAUCAGAUGGCUAUUUAUACCCGGAAAGCCAUGCCGAGUGAAAAGACUCUCGAAGAUAUAGCUGCGUAUCUGAAGACAGUGGAUCUGACAAUCAAAAACUUCAGCCUAAUCCGGCAGAAUAAGGACUGUCGGUCCAAGAAGCCACCGAUCAUGCAGCGCUGGCAUUUGUCCCGAUAUCUGUACAUGGAUUAUAAUCCGGUUUAUGUCAAGCCCUUGGUGGAGAACGAAAACAUCUGAGCCGGCCAUUGUGCGGCAUC